GAGGAGGGGCUGGAAGAAGGGGGGCGAGAGAGAGGCAGAGGAGCGGAGUUAAAGCUACAGGAGGCCUGAUCCGUGCAAGAACCGGGCUUCCUCCUGCGUCUGGGAGGAGCGAAAGUUUUGCGUCCCACCGACGGCGGGGAGGUUUGGGGAAGGCGCUCGCUCCCGGGGCGGACCUUGCUCUUGCAGUCGCCCCACCACCAGCAGCACCCAAGCAGAAGGGCACCCCCGCACCCACCCAGCCACCUAAGCACCCAGAAGUGGCUGAUCGCGGCCGUCCGGGCAGCCUCCCGCGAUGGACGCGGUGCAAGCGGAGAAGAGCAGCGCAUACGUUUCGCCUCCCAGCCCCGACGGGCCUCUGGAUCGCGGCAGCCCCAGCCCGGUGCCGUCGUCGGGCAGCCGUAGCCCCAGUUUGCAGCCGGGGCCGACGGCGACGGGGGCUCCGGGAGCUGCGGGCGAGGCGGUCCGCGACAGCUCUCAAGUGAACGCCAUCACGGUGUUGACUCUUUUGGACAAGCUGGUCAACAUGCUGGAUUCGGUGCAGGAGAAGCAGCAGAAGAUGGAGCAGCGUCAGGUGGACCUGGAGGGCUCCGUCAAGGGCAUCCAGAGCGACCUGAGCAAGUUGUGCAAGCAGCACACGUCCACCAGCAACACGGUGGCCAAGCUGCUGGAGAAGUCGCGCAAGGUCAGCGCCAACACGCGCGAGGUGCGAGAGCGCAUGGACCGCCAGUGCGCGCAGGUGAAGCGGCUGGAGCACAACCACGCGCAACUGCUGCGCAGGAACCACUUCAAGGUGCUCAUCUUCCAGGAAGAAAACGAAAUCCCGGCCAGUGUGUUUGUGAAAGAGCCUGUUCCCAGUAUUACCGACGGGAAGGAAGAGCCUGUUGAUGAGAACAAAACUUUGGAGGAAACCUUGCACACUGUAGAGCUUUCCUCAGAGGAUGAAGCACCCCAUGAUGAAGAGGGGGCAGACGAUAGCAUGGAUGAGAAAAUCGGGGAGACGAGAGCUGAGAAAAUCAAGAGGUCCAGCCUCAAGAAGGUGGACAGCCUGAAGAAAGCGUUUUCCCGCCAAAACAUCGAGAAGAAGAUGAACAAGUUCAGCACCAAGAUCGUCUCUCAUGAGAGGAGGGAGAAGAUUAAGAAGUCCCUCACCCCUAACCACCAAAAGUCCUCCUCAUCAAAAAGCUCAUCUUUCAAGGUCUCUCCCCUCACGUUCAACGUGAAGAAGGUUCGGGAUGGAGAUCCCUCCGCAGAAACGGAAGACAAGCCGGCAGAGGCUACCGGCAGUGAGCACACAGCAAACGACGAGGAGACAUCCUUCACCGAGAUCCACUCCGACCUGGCCUCUCCCAGUUCUCUGGCGGAGGAAGGGAAAGCCUUUGCUGAUUCCCUGGAAAAAGAAAACGGGAGUGAAGGAGAUGCAGUGGUCAACAACAACAUCGAGCUCGCCAUCGUUGAAGAAGGCGAUGACUAUAGGGCUUCGCUCGAAAUCAGGCAGGAACUCUACGAUGAAAGGAGCAAACCGACCAGCGGGGAGAUGGAGCACUCCGACGAAGAAUCAAACCAGGCCGCUGUCCUCCACGUCAACCAAACUGCAUAAAUGAUCUGAGCCGUCUUUUAUGUUUGUAUAUGCGGUUUUUUGUAGUUACAUCAGUAAAACAGGGCUGUCACACAAUAAACAAGGGGCAACGGUAA
Molecule: messenger RNA, 1692 nt
Organism: Lacerta agilis (Sand lizard)
Lineage: Eukaryota; Metazoa; Chordata; Lepidosauria; Squamata; Lacertidae
Gene: CAVIN2
Product: caveolae associated protein 2
Exons: 2
Coding region: 293-1597 (434 amino acids)
Cellular component (GO): caveola; cytoplasm
Molecular function (GO): protein kinase C binding
Source: RefSeq, a predicted model, not a curated record